Molecule: messenger RNA, 616 nt
Organism: Chaetomium fimeti
Lineage: Eukaryota; Fungi; Ascomycota; Sordariomycetes; Sordariales; Chaetomiaceae
Exons: 4
Coding region: 179-616 (145 amino acids)
Source: RefSeq, a predicted model, not a curated record
CAGCAACGAAACAAGCACCACAACAACAACCCUAAUCCUCUUCCUCCUCCUCCUCAUCUGCCUCUUCCCCAGCCUCUUCCACCUCCUCUGGACGGCGCCCCUCGCCCUGCUCUUCCCCCCCACUAGCACCACCACCACCACAACAGACCAUAAACCACCCGGGUCACCAGCACAAACAAUGUGGUCGCAGAAACAGUUCACGCUGCCGGCGCGGGCGCGCGGCUCCUACCUCAUCACCGACACGGUGGUCAGGGAGCUGCCGGAGCUGCGGUCCUACAAGGUGGGGCUGCUGAACCUGUUUAUCCAACACACCAGCUGCGCGCUGAGCCUGAACGAGAAUUGGGAUGAGGAUGUUAGAGCCGACAUGAGCGAUACGCUGGAUAAGAUCGUGCCUGAGGCCGGGCCGAAUGGGGAGGCGUUGUAUCGCCAUGAUGCUGAAGGGCCUGAUGAUCUCCCUGCGCAUGUCAAGUCUGCGUUGAUCGGGGCGAGCGUAACGAUUCCCAUCAAGGAUGGAAAGCUGGCCACGGGGACGUGGCAAGGCAUCUGGUACCUCGAGUUCCGUGCUUCGAAGCACACACGCAAGAUAGUAGCCACCAUUCAGGGUGAGAAGGCAUGA